Cooperia oncophora is the source of this 246-nucleotide messenger RNA. NCBI's taxonomy places the organism in Eukaryota, Metazoa, Nematoda, Chromadorea, Rhabditida, Trichostrongylidae. The record is from the annotation of a GenBank genome assembly.
AUGACUUCAUGGACAGGUACCAUUAACACAGAAGAAUGCUCAGCGAAACGAGAAACUGACAUCAAAUUCACUUAUGCCACCUUGAAGACGGGGAGAACUCCAGAGCAACCCCAUGAAAAGGCGAACAGAAAAACGAGUCAUUCUCCUCCUAGAAUGGUAUACCGCCCAGUAGGGUUCCCAGCCGAGGCAAACGACCCAAUUCCAAUAUGUCUGAAUGAAAAUCCGAGGAAGGUAUUCAGAUUGUAA